AUGUCGACUGUAGAUGUGAAUUUAGAAAACAGUGUACCAUGUCAGAAAAUGAAUUUCAUACAGGACCUUAUGCCUCUCAGUAGGCAUAUUGGAUCACCAAUGGCUAGAAAGGUCCUUGCAGUUUUGGAUUCUACUAUUCAAAAGGUUUUGACUGUUUUAUGUUUACAAAAUAUAACAGAAAAUGUGAAGGAGGAGAAAAAUAUACUAGAUCGUGUGAAUACUUUCUUGAAACAAAUGGGGAAAUAUGACUUGCCCAAAGCUAGUAAUACUAGUGAGGACAAAAUUAAUCAGAAUUCAUCGGACAAUUGCGAAUUGCUGAUAAACGAAGAGUCACAAAUCAAAGCGAAUACGGAAGAUACUACUAUAACUGAGAGAAAAGUAGUAGAAGAAAGUGAAGAGGAAGAAAUGAGAGAUCACAUUCGCAAUUUACUACAUUUCUUACUAUCAAAACCACUGAUAAAUCAAUUUCUAGCAAGUAUUAUGUUAAAAAAAGUUGAAUGUCAAUAUCAAUAUGAAUAUCCAACUGAAUGGAAAUUACCUGAGAUAAUAAGUAAUUUUAAAGAUAGUGUUCAAUGGAUUAAUAUACCACAAUUUGAUGAGGAUAAUAAAACAAAAUUAUUAGAAUUUUUAAUACAUUUAAGAAUAUUAUUAUUAACAAAAUUGCUAACAACACCAGAGGAUAAAAAACGUAGAAAAAAUUAUAUCAAAGAACUUGAAAAUAGAGAUCAAGAAUGUCAGACAAAAUUAAAUGGACUUAUUAAAGAAUUAGAUAAACAAAUAUGUAAAAAUAAUACAGAGACUCGUAAAAUUGGUUAUACAGUUUCUAAACUUAAAAAUGAAAUUGAAAAUCUUGAAAAGUAUUUAACUGAACGUACAAAACAAGUUAACACUGAAGAGAUGAAAAAAAUGACAGAAAUUAAGAAUCAAAGUAAUGAAAAAGAAGAUGAUUUGAAAAAACAAUGUAAAACUCAAAAUCAACUACUUGAAAAGUUGAUUGAAACAAAUCGUUGUGAAGAGGAAGUACUGCGUAAAACAAUUUAUAAAAUGGAAAGUGAUAUAGAAUCAAAAAUUUCCAAAUAUGAUCAAGAAAUGACAGUGUUACAGGAGGAAUAUGACAAACUUGAAGCAGAAUAUACUGAGGAGAAAGCUGCUUACAAUGAACUGAACGAACGCUUUCAGAUUAUAAAUGAAGAAUAUCAGAAGAUAAUGGAAGAACGUAGAUUACAAGAGGAGAAACGUCAAAGAGACGAAGAAGACAGACGUCAAAUGGAACAAGCAGUAACAACAAUACAAGCAUACUGGAGAUCAUACAAAACGAGAAAAAUGGCACGUGGAAGAGGAGGUGGUAGUCGGAGGGGGAAGAAAAAGUAAUAAUAAUAAUAAUCAGAAGUCAACAUCAAAAAACAAGCUUAAUGAAUUCAACAUAUAAAUAGAAAAAUUAUCAAAAAAACCACAGUCAACUCCACUAUUCACUUCAGAAUAACAACAAAGACAAUAAUCAUGUGGAUUAAAACAAAGUUUUAAAAAAUAAAAUUGAAAUAAGACUGUAAUCUGAGUAGGAUGAAUUUGAUAUGUAAACGCUGUAGAAUUCUAGAUAAAGAGAUUAUGAA
Trichobilharzia szidati is the source of this 1610-nucleotide messenger RNA. Lineage: Eukaryota; Metazoa; Platyhelminthes; Trematoda; Strigeidida; Schistosomatidae. The record is from the annotation of a GenBank genome assembly.